This is a messenger RNA of Eurypyga helias (sunbittern), 2428 nucleotides long. RefSeq names its product protein tyrosine phosphatase, non-receptor type 3 (gene PTPN3). The record is from RefSeq and is a predicted model, not a curated record. Gene Ontology annotation, molecular function: protein binding; protein tyrosine phosphatase activity. The transcript is spliced from 18 exons. Gene Ontology annotation, biological process: protein dephosphorylation. Lineage: Eukaryota; Metazoa; Chordata; Aves; Eurypygiformes; Eurypygidae. Gene Ontology annotation, cellular component: cytoplasm; cytoskeleton; cytoplasmic side of plasma membrane. The coding region runs from base 46 to 2106 and encodes 686 amino acids.
GGUGUGAAGUUAAAUAGUUUUCAGGAUCUCCACAAUCUAGAUCUCAUGAUUGGGAUUGCAUCCAGUGGAAUUGCUGUAUAUAGAAAACUCAUCUGCACAAGCUUCUAUCCCUGGGUGAACAUAUUAAAAAUUUCCUUUAAAAGGAAAAAGUUUUUUAUACAACAACGGCAAAAACAUAAUGAAUCCAGAGAGCAUAUUGUUGCCUUCAACAUGUUAAAUUACAGAGCAUGCAAAAAUCUAUGGAAAUCUUGUGUAGAGCAUCACACGUUUUUUCAGGCAAAGAAGUCACUACCUCAUGAAAAAAAAAUACUGUCACAUUAUUGGACCCUGGGUUCUAGAAAUCCUGCAAAGUCAGUAAACAGUCAGUACUGCAGGAAAGUUAUAGGUGGGAUGGUUUGGAACCCAUCUAUGAGACGAUCUUUAUCUGUUGAGCAUCUAGAGACCAAAAGCCUUCCAUCUCGAUCACCUCCUGUUACCCCUAAUUGGCGGAGUCCUAGACUACGUCAUGAAAUUCGGAAACCACGACACUCAUCUGUAGAUAACCUUACAAAUGAGAUUAGUUAUAUCACUGAAACAGAGGAUGUUUUUUAUACAUAUAAGGGCUCUCCAACAUCAAAGGACAGUGAUUCAGAGUUCUCUCAGAACCGUAGUCCACAAAGGAGGAAUGUAUUGGGAAACAGUCCAACGCGGAGUUCUCUGACCCGUACCUCACCUAAAGCCUUGGCUCAGUCUCCAUAUGGAGUUGCUAACGUUUCUGGCCGUUACCCAUUGGAAGGAGUCGAUAAACAGUUCUUAGAAACAUAUGACAACGUUACAAAAAGUAGCUCAACAGAAGAUUCCAGUCAGUACUACUGUGAUAAGGUAAGUUCAGGUGCCUUUUACUUACUUUUGGUGCAUAUCAUACCAGAUGAAGACGGGAAGUUUGGAUUUAAUCUAAAGGGUGGUGUGGAUCAAAAAAUGCCAUUAGUGGUAUCAAGAAUAACUCCAGGAUCACCUGCUGAUAAAUGCAUUCCAAAACUGAAUGAAGGGGAUCAGAUAGUAUUGAUUAAUGGCAGAGAUAUCUCCGAGCACACACAUGACCAGGUGGUUAUGUUCAUAAAAGCCAGCAGAGAAUCUCACACAAGAGAGCUUGCACUUUUGGUCAGGCGGAAAGUAGUUAAACAGUUUGUGGAACCUAAAUCAGAAGAUGAAAUUGAUUCCCACAAUAUCCCAGAAUCUCUUCCUAUCUGUUCUGAAUAUGGUGGUGAUACACUGGAGGAGUCUAUGGAGCAGCUGAGGAAAGGGCUGGAAAGUGGAACUGUCCUUAUUCAGUUUGAGCAACUUUAUAGAAAGAAACCAGGACUGGCUGUUACGUGUGCAAAGGUACCUCAGAAUAUGGACAAGAACAGAUACAAAGAUGUUCUACCUUAUGAUGCCACAAGGAUAAUAUUGCAAGGAGCUGAAGAUUACAUUAAUGCAAAUUACGUGAAUAUGGAAAUUCCUUCUGUGGGCAUUGUGAACCGGUACAUUGCUACUCAGGGGCCUCUUCCACACACCUGUGCACACUUCUGGCAAGUUGUCUGGGAUCACAAGUUGUCCCUGAUCAUCAUGUUAACAACACUCACUGAGCGAGGUCGGACCAAAUGUCACCAAUAUUGGCCUGAUCCACCGGAUGUAAUGGAAUAUGGCAGCUUUCGUGUCAGAUGCAAUUCUGAAGAUUGUACGAUUGCUUAUGUUGUUAGAGAAAUGGAGAUUACAAAUCUUGAGACAGAACAACAACACACCAUCACCCAUCUCCAGUAUGUUGCUUGGCCCGAUCAUGGUGUUCCUGAUGACUCCAUGGACUUCUUGGAGUUUGUGACCUGUAUGAGGCCAAAGAGGGUAAAGAAUGAGCCGGUCCUUGUUCACUGCAGCGCUGGAAUAGGUCGCACUGGUGUAUUGGUCACUAUGGAAACAGCCAUGUGCUUAAUUGAAAGAAACCAACCUGUGUAUCCACUGGAUAUUGUACGAAAAAUGCGAGACCAGCGAGCUAUGAUGGUGCAAACAUCAAGUCAAUACAAAUUCGUUUGUGAAGCUAUUCUUCGUGUUUACAAAGAAGGAUUGGUUCGACCACUGGAUUCCAGUUAGCACAGCAGUGAAGGAUGAAUUCUUUUUUUUUCCCUAAAAAGAUUGCUCUUAAAGCAAGGGCUUGUUUCUGAAAGCAACUAGAAUGGACUAGAAGCCCGUGAAAAGACAGACGAGCACAUUUGAACUGUGGCACUUUAAAUUUCUCAAGAAGAUUGCUAAAUCAUGUACAGUAUAGAGGAGUCAUGCACAUAAAUGUGUGAGAGAGAUUGUGUGUAAUAUGCUUUAUUCACAUAGACAACCAUAAACGAUCAUGGGAACCUUAAUACAUAUCUUUUACUGCCUUAAAACACCCUUCACUUUGGAAGUUACAAAGGCCUUUGUG